Molecule: messenger RNA, 2016 nt
Organism: Hippoglossus stenolepis (Pacific halibut)
Lineage: Eukaryota; Metazoa; Chordata; Actinopteri; Pleuronectiformes; Pleuronectidae
Gene: mpzl2b
Product: myelin protein zero-like 2b
Exons: 5
Coding region: 255-1046 (263 amino acids)
Biological process (GO): cell-cell adhesion
Cellular component (GO): membrane
Source: RefSeq, a predicted model, not a curated record
UAGUGCAGGUGUUGAGUGUGUGAUCAUACAGGUUAUGCAAGUAGUGAGAGGAUCGGCUAAACACCGCCCAUCAGGUGUGUGCAGGCGGAGUGUGACUCACUAUUUCACCACCGAAGAGGAAAGACCCAGGAGAGACAAGGCGUUUGAUUCUUUCACCCCGACUGUUUGCAUUGGGUUUUUUUCCCUCCAUGUGUGCAGCGUGUUAACCUACAUGACGCGACUCUCACACAGGAUCUAACCAACGACCCGAAUAAAUGUUUAAUUAUUAUCCCAUGUGUCGGAUAUGGCCUCUGCUUCUCAUGGGAGGACUCCUGCUGCCAGGGUUGCAACAUGUCAGUGGAAUAGAAGUCUACACUCCAGGCGAAGUGGAGGCAGCCAACGGGACAGAUGUGAAACUGAAGUGCACCUUCACCUCCAGUCACCCGUUGUCGCCCCAGUCGGUCACAGUGUCAUGGAACUUCAGGCCCAUUAUCCCAGGAUCAGAUGAGUCGGUGUUUUACUACCAGGGGAUACCGUACCCUCCACUGGAAGGGCGUUUUAAAGGCCAUGCAGUGUGGUCGGGGGAUAUAACGAGAGGGGACGCCUCCAUCACCCUGCAUGAGGUGCCUCCGACCUUUAACGGUACCUUCGUCUGCCAGGUGCGCAACCUUCCAGAUGUGCACGGCAAAAACGGAGAGAUCACCUUCAGAGUUGUCGACAAAGUUACUUUCUCUGACAUCAGCAUCCUGGCGAUCAUCAUCGGAUCCGCCUGUGGCGUAAUCCUACUCCUCUUCGCUAUCUUUGUGGCGGUGAGGUUUUACAGGAGACGGGGCAUGGAAAACGACAUCGAGCUGCGCCCACGGGAUCAAGAGUGGAAGGACCCGACCGUGUGUACACUGGAAGAGGCAGUUCAUCUGAAAGUUGUGGAGAAGAAGAAAGAAGCCGAAAGUUCAGAUGAUGAAGAGUCUGAGCCCAGCAGCGGCGAUGACGAUGAGGAAGAGGACGAAGAAGAGGAUGACGAUGACGACGAUGACGAUGAUGAUGACGACGACGAUGACGAUGAUUAAAUUGCGAUUGAUGAUUCAUUGUCCACAUGUAAUUUAUUAUAUGUCAAAAAGAGUAUUUGCCUUGUACUCCUGUAACACUGACAGACAGUUUUAAAAGAUGGAACAAAUUCAAUACAGCAGCUUUUUUCUGCCCUUUCUUCUUCCCUGUCAAAACCGACAUUACCCACGAUGCAAUUAGAACACUGACAGUUUUGUUGGCAGAUGCUAAUUGCUAAGGUCAGCAGCGGGGUACUUUAAUUCUACGUUUCAUACUCUUCGGACCAAACCAACACCGACUCAAGUGAGAACAUGAGAACAUUUUUUGAAUUUCACACAGUUCUCACAGCAACAUGGGGCUUUACACAACUUUAUAUAGUAUUACUCAUAAAAUCACUGGAGCUCCCCUCUUUUCUUUGCCUGUUGUAUGGAUGUGGAUUGAUGGAUGAUUCUUUUGUACAUGCACUGCACUGUAACUUUGCUUGUUAGUGCUAAUUUGACUGUUUCCAUAGAGCUGCUCUUGGAAAAAAAAUGUAUUGUCUCAGAUCAAUGAGAAAACGAACUAUAGAUUCAGCCAGUUUAAUUUAGUUCAUUGUGAACACUCACACACAGACACACACAUUGAAUGUGUAUCUGCUCCACUGCCACAACAGGCCUUCCUGCUGCUCGCUUCCCGAAAGCACCGGCUGAGAGUAGACAAAGCCAAAGUUUUUUUUAAGGCUAUAUCUUUUAACUGUGUUUUGUGUCUUUACAGAGGAUUUGAUGUGUUUCUGGAAAAGAAAUGAGAGAAUGGGUGUUUUAGCUUCCAGAAAAUCCAGAGUGAGACGUAUGAGUGAUGAGUUGUUUACUGCCUUGGCAACGCUGAUUUUGUAUUUUGAUCCUGUACAUAAUGUAAAAUAAGCAGAACUUUACACUUUUUUUAAAAUCACAUCCUAAAAUGUUUGUCACCAAAUGUCUCUGUUUAAACACUGAAUAAUAAAAUGACUACUUUUGA